Molecule: messenger RNA, 495 nt
Organism: Ilyonectria robusta
Lineage: Eukaryota; Fungi; Ascomycota; Sordariomycetes; Hypocreales; Nectriaceae
Product: small secreted protein
Exons: 2
Coding region: 1-495 (164 amino acids)
Source: RefSeq, a predicted model, not a curated record
AUGAAGUUCUCUCUGUUCACUCUCGGCUUCGCUCUUACUGCCCUGGCUGCUCCUCACAGCAAACGCGCCGUUUUCAGCACUACUUCAUACAACGAUCUGUCCAUCAGCGGCGGCGUCGCUGGCAACGCCCAGCAGGAGGCCCUUGCAAAGCUGAGCGGCUUGCCCAGCGACCUAUCGACUGUCGAGAAAGCCGACUUGGAUUUCCUGAACAGCGUUAACUCUAUUGCGAACGAUGCUGAGGAUGAGGCUUUCAACCCCGCCAUUGACGCCGCGUCUGGCGAUGAGGCGGUUUCCCUGCAGAUCGGCAAGAUCAAGAACAAGGUAUUGAAGCUGACGGCCACCAUCUUGAAGCUCCAGGCCCAGCAGGCCCAGGGAGAGGACGUGGCUGAUAAACUCGAGGCGGAGAACAAAAAGCUUCAAAACAAUAUUUCUCAAGAUGAGGAGGCUGCCGGUCAAGCUUCGACCUUCCUCUCCUUCGACGCUACAACGGACUAA